Messenger RNA from Symbiodinium sp. CCMP2592, 1413 nucleotides. NCBI's taxonomy places the organism in Eukaryota, Dinophyceae, Suessiales, Symbiodiniaceae. The record is from the annotation of a GenBank genome assembly.
AUGAAAGCCGGUUACUUGGCUGGCCUUGGGCUGCCCUUCGGAGGCGGGAACGUGAUUUGUGAACUUCUCGCCUGGCGGAUGUUACAUGGAGGUGGCGUCGCUGUUGCAGGUUCACCGGUGCUCCUGCACCUUCCCGAGGAGAGCCAGGACGCUGCUGGCGCGUCGGGCGCGUCCUCCGUCAAGGCGCCUUGGGCCCUGGGCCAUCGCAUGGCCAAGGCCAUCGUGGCCGUUUUUGGUGACAGCUUCGACCAGGCUCCGAAGCAGAAGCAGGAAGCAAAGGAAGCAAAGCCCAAACAAGAUGUGAAGUCCAAGCCUACCUCUCCGCAGGCAGGAGCAUUGGGGCCAGCGCGGAGGAGAUCUCCUGCAUUUGUAGCACUGAAACCGGCAGACGACUGGGGUGAGUCCUUGAAGGAGACCUCGGACGGCAGGAGCUUCCUAGAAAAGAUCGACACAGACUUGGCAAAAGGCGGGCGCUGCCAUGGCCAGAAGGUCUUGACACGAUUCCCUCCAGAGCCGAAUGGCUAUCUGCAUAUUGGACAUGCAAAGUCCAUCACCAUCAACUUUGGCUUGGCACAGAAGUACGGCGGGGGUUGCAACCUUCGAUUUGACGAUACAAAUCCAGAUACGGAGGAGACAGAGUAUGUGGAGUCGAUUCAGGAGGAUGUGUGUUGGGUAUGUCAGGGUCUCGACAUGGAGAAGUGCAAGGCUGGUGGCAAGCCUUGGGUGGGUGAGCCCGUGUAUGCAAGUGACUACUUUCAGAAGAUGUAUGACUUUGCCAUCGAUCUGAUCAAGCACGGAAAAGCAUAUGUGGACUCGCAGACUCCCGAGGAGGUGCAGAAGAAUCGCGGUGGCGGCCCGAACAAUCUUCCCGGAGUUGACUCGCCGUUUCGGAAUCGUAGUGUCGAGGAGAACCUGCGGCUAUUCGAAGAGAUGCAGGCGGGAAAGCACGCAGAGGGCUCGCUCCUUCUCCGGGCCAAGAUCGACAUGAAUCAUCCGAACAUGAACAUGCGGGACCCACCCAUGUACCGGAUUCGAUUUAGUCAUCACCACCGAACUGGCGACCGCUGGAAGGUUUAUCCGAUAUAUGACUUUGCUCAUGGAAAUGAGGAUGCAAUAGAGGGCGUUACGCACUCAAUUUGCACCCUGGAAUUUGAGAACCAUCGUGCUUUAUAUGAUUGGUUUCUCGAUAACACGUCGAUCGUUCCCAGCCGACCCUACCAGAAAGAGUUUGCCAGAUUGGAAGUGCAGGGUGCCUUCACCUCCAAGCGCAAGCUCCUGAGACUGGUUCGCGAGGGGUAUGUGACAGGCUGGGACGACCCCAGACUUCUUACUGUUCGUGGGAUACGCAGACGUGGUGUUCGUCCACAAGGAGUGAAGCGAAUGUGUGAUGCCGCAUCUUGGCAGAACCCAUAG